GCUACAGUAAGGACAAGUAAUGCAACAUCAAGCCUACCAACCCGUUCUGCCAUGUGUUAACAAAUAUCUGCAAUACCGAUGGGACAAAAACUGCUAUGAGAUGCACAGGGACAAGGUUAAAUCUGCAAAACCCACAAUCAACACAACUCCACCGAAAACCUACAGCCAUCUACUUGUCAAGUUGAAGAAAAGCCAGCUUGAAGAGGAACGGGUUUCCAAAAUCAAAAGAGAAAACGAAAUGCUUCUAGAUAAAAUGUCCCAUAUAAUGCAGACCAACGGAGGCGUUGACUGCAAAAAUAUUUAUGUAAAGAAAAGUCUUGGCUCAGAAAAAAAGACAGCUGGAAUUGCUCCACAUCACCAGAGAGAAUCAGCGCAUCCUCCAGCGUUUAGCGACCUGCAGGCCGCGUUACAGCGCUCAGGUGUGGCAGGAGCAGUGGCUCAGACACCUGGAGCUCAUGGAGGCUAUAGGCAGAUAUCCGCGAUUCUUCAGCGCACAGGGGUCCCACUUGCCACCUCUUUGAACAGACUGCAAGACGAUGGAUCAAUGGUCUGUUAACAUGGGGAAUGAAAGGAAGAAGUUUGAAGAUGA
Danio aesculapii is the source of this 589-nucleotide messenger RNA. It is a transcript of the gene cfap97d2, whose product is annotated as CFAP97 domain containing 2. The transcript is spliced from 5 exons. The record is from RefSeq and is a predicted model, not a curated record. Lineage: Eukaryota; Metazoa; Chordata; Actinopteri; Cypriniformes; Danionidae. The coding region runs from base 20 to 556 and encodes 178 amino acids.